This is a messenger RNA of Amoebophrya sp. A25, 812 nucleotides long. NCBI's taxonomy places the organism in Eukaryota, Dinophyceae, Syndiniales, Amoebophryaceae. The record is from the annotation of a GenBank genome assembly.
GAAUGGUUCCAGCAGUGGAGGCUCUGGAGGUGGGCACCAAGAAGCUACUAGGCACAGUGCCGCGUCAUCAAGAUCAAUACGUAGAAAUCGAACAUCAGAACAAGCCGAUGGAGGAGCAGGAGCAGCGAAUCAUGAUCUUCAAGAUGAGAACGACGGUGGGACGAGUGGAACCAAGAUACAACAGAGAACAUCAAGUAGCAGGACAUUAUCUUAAGGCUUGCCGUUGUUUCUCAUCUUAAGAGGCAUCUUUGGGCACGAUUUCAAGGGGAAUUCACUUCAAAGAUGCACUUUAAGAUGAAUAUGGAUAAGGUCUAAUUAUCGCAGUCACCCGGUCGUCAAGGGUCUUCUUCAUCUCCGGGUCAACAUCGUGGUGGAACUACAGCCAGGCGUUGUCUCGAUUACGAAACUUCUGAAGAUCAAGCUCGAACCACAACAGCAGCCGAAGUCGAAAUGGCCAGCGUGGGGGACACAGGAGGAUUAGCCUUAGUCGAUGAGCGAGCAACGGCAAGAAGCGUGCUGAUACAGCAACAGCCAGCUACUAAUACACUAGAGAGAAACUACACUACAACAACCACUAGAACGACGCAACUUCUCCGUGACGAUCUUCCAGAAGGGAGUUCUUACAACGGCAGAAGCGAGCAGAGAAGACUGCUAGAUCAUAGAGACGACGUUGAAGCACGACGGUUAGCUUCUUCCGUACAAGAGCAAGAAGCUUCUUCAAGAAUCACAACCACGGCGACAUCUGGUCGUCAACAUGUAGCUCCUCUACCAGCUCUCCUGUCUACUUCACCAAGACCUCCACCAAGUGACGC